This is a messenger RNA of Hemisphaericaspora subhashii, 1356 nucleotides long. RefSeq names its product glycerophosphocholine acyltransferase. The record is from RefSeq and is a predicted model, not a curated record. Gene Ontology annotation, biological process: phosphatidylcholine biosynthetic process. Lineage: Eukaryota; Fungi; Ascomycota; Pichiomycetes; Serinales; Debaryomycetaceae. The transcript has a single exon. Bases 1 to 1356 code for a protein of 451 amino acids.
AUGUCACUAAAUGAUUCAAUAGCAAUGCAACAAACAACUUCCUCAAAGAGUUCGAUGACGUCAACAGAAACACAACAAGAUGAUUUUGAUAAUUGGGAUGGAUAUACAAGUAGUUCAUCUUCUAUAGGAGGAUCAGUACCUACUACACCAAAUCUACUUGGAACAGAUUCUGGUAAUAAUGUUCCAUUCAUUGAUUUAUCUAAAUUAUUAUUUGUAAAUGAUUUUGAUUUUGGAUUUAAUAAUGAUAAUAAUUUAAAGAAGAGAUUUGAUGGUAUUAAAUUAAAGACAAAAGCAAAGUUAAUUAAAUAUCAAAAUUCUAAAGAAUUACAAGAUUUAUUUAAUGAAAAAUUAAGUAAAUUUGAUAAAAGACUUCAUCAAAAUUUACAAAGUAGUUCAACUGAAAAGUUAUUUUAUGCUAUAUCAUUAUUUAUAAUUGCAAGUGCUGGGUUUAUAAUUGGUAAAUAUCCAAAAUAUUUCCCUCAUUUUCAUACUUUAAUAUUCGUGGUUUUAAUGCCAAUUAGAUUUUAUAGUUAUUUUAAAAUCUCAUUUCAAUAUUAUUUGGCAGAUUUAUGUUAUUAUGUUAAUUUAUUAUUAAUGUUAUUUAUAUGGGUGUUUCCACAAUCUCCAAGAUUAUUUGUUUCAGUCUUUUCAUUGUCAUUGGGGACAUUAUCAUUUGCAGUUAUAACUUGGAGAAAUUCAUUAGUAUUGCAUUCAAUUGAUAAAACAACUUCAUCAUUUAUUCAUAUUAUGCCUCCAGUAACAAUGUUUGUCAUGGUACAUGAAUUACCAGCUGAUUAUGUAUUAGAAAGAUACCCCGGGAUUGCAGCAAUUGAUAAUUGGAAUUUGUUAUCCUCAAUAAUUUAUACUUCAAUUUAUUAUACCAUUUGGCAAGUAUCAUAUCAUUAUUUCAUAUCAAUUAGAAAACAUGAACAAAUUAAACGAGGUAAAGUUACUUCAUUCCAAUAUUUACGUAAUAAGAAUAAAUCAACUACUUUAGGGAAAUUUGUUAAUUCAUUACCAUAUUUUUGGAUGCAAACUUUAGCAUUUACAUUAAUUCAAUUUAUGUAUCAAUUAUUAACAAUGGCGUUUUGUCCUAUAUGGUUUAAAUAUAAACAUGCUUGUGGAUGUUUUGUAACAUUUAUAUUUAUUUGGGCAAGUUAUAAUGGUGCAACUUAUUAUGUUGAUAUCUUUGGUAAAAGAUUGGAGAAAGAAGUUGAUAAAUUAAAAAAUGAAAUUAUAAGUUUACAACAAGAGAAUUCAAAGUUACAGACAACAACAACAACUACUACUGGGAAACCAAAUGAUAUUCAUAGUGUUUUAAAUGAACCAGUUGAUAUUUCAACAUUACUGAAUUAA